Molecule: messenger RNA, 270 nt
Organism: Letharia columbiana
Lineage: Eukaryota; Fungi; Ascomycota; Lecanoromycetes; Lecanorales; Parmeliaceae
Exons: 1
Coding region: 1-270 (89 amino acids)
Source: RefSeq, a predicted model, not a curated record
AUGGCCGAUAAUGAACCUUCGGGCCCUUUUCACGCCGGCCCUGGGACUGCGCACGAGAUAGGCGUCAUGGCUGGCUUCAUAGCCGCGUUCAUUAUCAUCACAGUUGUAUACCUAAUCAUCUGGAAAGUCUACAACAAGCGCUCCGAGGCCGGGGAAAUGCAGCGAAGACAUAUUUUAGCUGAGAAGACAAACCCAAGAAACACAAGAGUCAUGGAAGACAAGGCUGGGAAUAGGGUCAGUGCCGCAUACAGCGCUGCGCCCGGUUAUUGA